Messenger RNA from Oryza brachyantha (malo sina), 2499 nucleotides. RefSeq names its product heterogeneous nuclear ribonucleoprotein U-like protein 1. The coding region runs from base 59 to 2203 and encodes 714 amino acids. The transcript has 8 exons. The record is from RefSeq and is a predicted model, not a curated record. Gene Ontology annotation, molecular function: protein binding. Lineage: Eukaryota; Viridiplantae; Streptophyta; Magnoliopsida; Poales; Poaceae.
ACCGCGCACGAGUGAUCGACCCCCGCCUCGCGAAACCCAGCGAGCCCUAGCGCCACCGAUGGCGUCGCCGGACGAUGAGGCCGAGCAGCAGCAGCAGCAGCCGCCGCCGCCGAAGCGCCCCCGCCGUGAUGCCCCGGCGGAACCCCUGGCGGCGCGGGUGGGGCUCAACCCGGCGGACUGCGACCUCGAUUUCGACGUCGGCGGCGGUGGCGGGCUCCGGGGGGAGGCGCUGCACGAGGGCGGGUUCGCCUACUGCUGGUCGGGCGCGCGCGCCACGGUUGGAGUCAGGGGUGGCGGGAAGUACUGCUUCGGGUGCAAGGUUGUCGCCGAGCAGACCGUGGAGAUGGAGGACACGGCCGCCGACCAGCAGCACCUCUGCCGCGUCGGGGUCUCGAGGGGCGACGACCCCGUGGGGGCCCUCGGGGAGACCGGCCGCAGCUUCGGGUUUGGGGGCACGGGGAAGUUCUCCCAUCAGGGCAAGUUUGUGGAGUACGGCGUGAAGUUUGGGGUUGGGGAUACGAUUGUCUGCGCCGUGGACCUUGAUUCGAAGCCACUGGCGUCAAUUGGGUUCUCCAGAAACGGGGAGUGGCUUGGCAUUGCAAAGCACUUCGAUGCGAGUGACAAAGGGCUCGGUUUGGUAGCUGCUCCAGUGAGCCCAAUGCAAUGGGAGUCGGCAAUCUUUCCACAUGUGUUGCUGAAGAAUGUCGUGGUCGAGAUGCAAUUCAUCAGGGAGGAUGGGCUGCAGCUUGUUGAUGGUUAUGAGCCCUGGCCCUUAUCUCAUGUCGAUGGGAAUGCGGUAUUUGGCCCUGUGUUUGCACAACAAAGAGAGUGUGAGAUCGUGACGAUGGUUGGUCUCCCGGCUUCAGGGAAGUCAACGUGGGCAGAGAAGUGGAUCAAGGAGAACAAGGAGAAGCGCUUUAUCCUUCUUGGAACUAAUCUUGCAUUGGAGCAAAUGAAGGUGCCAGGAUUGUUGCGUAAACAUAACUACAGUGAGCGCUUUGAACGUUUGAUGGAUCGUGCCACAGUGAUUUUCAACACAUUGCUGACCAGGGCCGCAAAGAUCCCUCGCAACUACAUCAUUGAUCAGACUAACGUUUACAAGAAUGCUCGUAUUCGCAAACUAAGGCCAUUUGCAAACUACCAUAAGAUUGCUGUGGUUGUGUUCCCAUUGCCAAGUGAACACAAGGCCCGGGCAGCAAAGCGUUUCAAGGAAAUGGGGAAGGACGUGCCAGCUGAUGCAGUAGAUGAGAUGACAGCUAAUUUUGUCUUACCCCUAUCCAAGGGCAUGCCUGAUUCGAAAGAGCCCUUUGAUGAGGUAAUCUUUGUAGAGCUUUCCAGGGAUGAAGCCCAGAGAAACCUAGAUGAGAUGAAACGUUUGCUGCCAAGAGCCUCAACUCCCGGCUAUGCCAAUUUCAAUAACAAAAAUGUGAGCUCAACUUAUGGUGGGACUAUUGCUGGGACAAUGCCACCUCUGUCACCAGGCUAUCACCGUCAAAUGGACAAUCCAUAUGGAAGUGGUAUGCAGACACCAGGGGCCUUGACACACCAACAGGCAGCAUGUGGUAUCCAUGGUUUCCACAGUCCAGCAGGGAUUAACCAACAUCAAAUCCACAUAAGCUACCCAAAUAUACCAUACCAACAUCAAAUCCAAUCAAGCUAUCCAAGCACCCCAUACCAACAUCAAACCCAAUCAAGUUAUCCAAGUACCUCAUAUGAAGAUCAGAUUCCCUCUGGCUACGCAUGUAAUCCAAACCAUCAAAUUCAUCCGAGCUACCCCAGUACCCCAAACCAAUACCAAAGCCAUUCAACAUAUCCCAAUACCCCAUCUUCUGGUCAUGGGAAGAAUGUAUAUGGUUCCAAUGGUGGCCCAAGUCCAUACAAUCCUAAUCCUUACAACAUGAACACGAAUUUGCAACAAAGAAUUCUAGCGCCCGUGGGUGACAGGAACCAGUCCCAUACACUUGUGACAAAUGCAGCCUAUGGGAGAUCUGGCCAUGAAGCGGCAAAUUCUGUUGGAGGACCAACCAAUGCACAUCCAUCAACUCCUGCCGUGUACAGUUCUGGCAAUUACACACACUAUAUGCAGCAUUCUAAUGAUGUACACAACUCUGGGUCGCAGUACUCAGCUCCAGUCACCAGGCCUCCUUACAGAGCUCCUACACCAAACCAUUUGAAUCCACAGACUAGCAUUCGGUACAUCUAGGAAGGCGGCUAAUUUGUGGCGAGAAGCGAACAGUGGCAUAUGGUAGUUAAGUAGAUGUACGCUAGUGCGUGACCUACACGCUUGUUUUGAGGUUCCAGGGAACCUUUGGCUCCAGAAUUUCUAUAGUUAUACGCACGUAUAAACCAUUUAUGUAUUGUCCUGUGAACGACUUUUGCAUGAUCUUUCAUAAAUUCUGAAUCAUUGUGAGAUAAGAUUAGUGAAUCCUGCCAGUGGAUACGUGCAAGAAUUAUCAGCAUUAGGGUGAUUGUUUAACUUUUUCAUACGGUAUUUUUAUA